CGUGGGAGGGGCUGGGGUGAGAUCGACUGACUUCCGGCCAGGCCGUUGUCUGGGUGGCGCGGUCGAGUCAUCGCUGGGCCUUGCCGCUUGGGUUUCCCAUCUCUCCCCCCCGCCCCGGCGCGGGGGGUCGACCAGCCAAGUGGGGCGGGAGGCGACUCGGACGUUCCCCUCCGUUUCGCUCUGGCCAGCUCCCUGGCCCCCCGCGCUGGGAUCUGGGGUCCUUGGGGCCCGCGAGGCCCGGUCUGAGGGGCCGGGGCCUACGUGGGCCCGCUGCUGGGCCCCAUGAGGCAUAGCCUGACGAAACUGCUGGCGGCCUCAGGCAGCGACUCCCCAACCCGCAGCGAGAGCCCGGCUCCAGCCGCGACCUGCUUGCUGUCCCCGGACCUGACCCGGGCGGCGGCGGCGGCGGCGGCGGCGGCGGCAGCGGCGGCGGCAGAAGAGGAAGAGACGGCGGCGGCCGGAUCUCCCGGCCGCAAACAGCCGCGCGGCGACGAGGGCGAGUUGGAGGCCGGGAGGGGGGGCCGCGGCGGCGUGGCCGUGCGCGCGCCCUCGCCCGAGGAGAUGGAGGAGGAGGCGAUCGCCAGCGUCCCCGGGGAGGAGACGGAGGACAUGGACUUUCUGUCCGGGCUGGAACUGGCAGAUCUGCUGGACCCCCGGCAACCGGACUGGCACCUGGAGCCCGGGCUCAGUUCGCCCGGGCCUCUCUCCUCGUCCGGCGGAGGCUCGGAUAGCGGCGGCUUGUGGAGAGGGGACGACGACGACGAGGCCGCGGCUGCCGAGAUGCAGCGCUUUUCUGACCUGCUGCAGAGGCUGUUAAACGGCAUCGGAGGCUGCAGCAGCGGCAGUGACAGCGGCAGCGGCGAAAAGAGGCGGAGAAAGUCCCCAGGAGGAGGCGGCGGCGGCAGCGGCAACGACAACAACCAGGCGGCGACAAAGAGUCCCCGGAAGGCGGCAGCGGCUGCUGCCCGUCUUAAUCGGCUGAAGAAGAAGGAGUACGUGAUGGGGCUGGAAAGUCGAGUCCGGGGUCUGGCAGCCGAGAACCAGGAGCUGCGGGCCGAGAAUCGGGAGCUGGGCAAGCGCGUGCAGGCACUGCAGGAGGAGAGUCGCUACCUACGGGCCGUCUUAGCCAACGAGACCGGACUGGCUCGCUUGCUGAGCCGGCUGAGCGGCGUGGGACUGCGGCUGACCACCUCGCUCUUCAGAGACUCGCCCGCCGGUGACCAUGACUACGCUCUGCCCGUGGGAAAGCAGCAGCAGGACCUGCUGGAAGAGGACGACUCAGCGGGAGGAGUAUGUCUUCAUGUGGACAAGGAUAAGGUGUCGGUGGAGUUCUGCUCGGCGUGCGCCCGGAAGGCGUCGUCUUCUCUUAAAAUUUUCUUUUUUAGGUGAUUUCCUUCCUGCCAGGCUCCGUUGUAGGGGUUACAGAACAGUCGUUCCCGCCUCACAACCUGGUAAGGAUCCAUCUCUUCACGUAACGCUCAUGCUCUGCUGCUUAGUCUACUUUAAUGGGCAACAUCUGAAUUUGUGUGUGUGUGGGUUUUUUUUUUCUUUUUUGGAACGUGGGAGGGGAAAUCUAAUUUGGGCCCUGUCCACCCUGGAAACAGACUUGUGCUGGUCAAUAAUGUAUUUAAGAUGCUUCUUCUGGUUGAAAUAGCUGUUAAUGUGUCCCCUUGUUCAGACUUGCGUGUACCUAGCUCUUCUGUCCCCAGUGUGGACAUGGCCUUGGAUGACAUCGGUUCCAACUGUACACUGAAAGCUGCUAAUAGAGAUGCAGUUUGGAGACAGUGAAACAGGUGAAGUUGAAUGGAAGUUCCGAGUUGUACAAGGUGCAAAUUGGAAUUCCAAUUUUAGAGCAACUUUUUAGAGGUUGACAAUAAGUAUUUGGGGCUUGCACAAAUGUGUUAGUUAUUUUGCUGGAGAUGACAGAACUAUCUUAAAUAUUUGGGUAUGCCUUUUAGUUUUCAGUAGGAGAUGUAGAAAUAAAAUCUAUUUAGAGUAAAAGAUUUUAAUAUUUCACCAUUAAAGAAGUUGGAAAUUAACAUGCAUCUCUAUGUUAAUUGAAGGAGGAAUAAGAAUUGUUAAUGAAAUGUUUGAGGACCAGCACAGUGAUUACCCUAUCACUGACUAUAAAAAAUUGUUGAACACUUUUACUUUUGUUGUAUUAAAAUUUUAGGUUAAAUUUAUGUAUGAUUAGAUAUUGAAGGUUGUGAAAUGUGAAUGAAAACGUGUAAAGUGAGGCUUCACAAAGAAUCUUAUUCUCCUUAUUUCAAAGGUUUUUGUCCUAUUUAAAAAUAAUUUUUAAAAUUGAGUGCUUCUGGCUACUUAAAGACAAAAUUGACACUUUUUCCAAAGAUGGGACAUAUUCUUCCCUUGAAGUACUGUAUUAUUCAUUGUCGAAUUGCAUAGAUUGAGUUACAGUGGCCUUCAGUGUAAGAGGCAUUAAGAAAUUCUUUGUGAAACAUCACUGUUUGAUAAAGUAUAUACAUAUUUAGCAUCCUUGUUUUUCUUUGUGCUAAAGUGGAUACAGCUGUUGGGGCAGAAGAGACGGGACCAGCUGCUGGCCACAUUUCCUGCUUUAUUUUAAAAGGUAGUAUAAGAAAUGAGGAAAAAGAGGUAAUAUCAGGGCUUCUGCUGUCUUUUAUUUUAAAAUGUUCAUAAUUAAAAAGUAUUUUCCAGCAGUCCAAAGAUGUAAGUUAUCUUACACAUGUUUUAUUUUGUUGUUACUUGGUUAUAAAAAUGGAAUCCUUGUUCUUGCACAACUGUAAAUGUUUUGUUGCUAGAUAACACGAUUUGAGACCAACUUGGUCUCUGGUUUCCAGUGCAUUACAGCAUAUUUUGUAAAAUCAUCUACUGCACUUGAGCAUGAAUGGGUAGUAGCCAAAUUCACAACCUGGAGUGAUGAACCUGCUUAUACCUAAGUGCAGGAGCAAGCCCCUCACAAUGCAGCUGCAUGGAUUUUUAGUGCCUACUGAAUUAUAUAUAUAUAUAUAUAUAUAUAUAAAAACCAAAAGUAGUUGGAAAAAUUAUUUGAAAUGACUAAUUUGUGCUAUCUCUAUGGAAUAUGUUAAAUGUAGCUUUUUGAAACAGAAGCCUUGAAUUGAAAUUAAUACUUGAACAUUUUGUAUAUAUUUCUUUGUAUAUAAUUUUGUGCAGUACCAAUGAAAAAUAUGGUGUCAUAAUAAAACCAGGUUUGUUGAUCUUUCAGUUAUGGGCUCAAAGAAUUUAUUCAUCUCUAACAUGACAUUGGAAAAUAAUGGAUGAAAAUAGGAAAAAUGAUUGUUGUUAAUGCUGACUGUGGGUCUUAAAAGGUUCUGGAAGCAGUAAGUGUGUUUUUCUAAAAUACCAUUCCCUUGGAAUAUUUUCUUCUUAUGUCAGUGCUUUUCCUGCAUUAUUUGAAGUUCGGGGCUGGGGAGAAACAGUAGUCAAAGCUUUCUGAAUUGGGAUGCUUUGAAAAUUCCAAGUGUAGAUUUUUAGGAUGCCAUUUUAUAAAUGGCAGUUUUUGGAAAUACUUGAUUAAGAACUUUUGAAAAUGGAGAUUAGUAUCGCCUAUUUUUAAAGCUGCUUUGUUAGGCUCCUUAUGUUUUAACUGUCUUUUCUUAGUUUCCAUUUCAUUCUUUUUUUUUUCUUUUCUAAUUUUGGUGACUUAGUGAUUUUGUCAUUUUUUGCAUCAACUUCAUGGUCUUGUUUUUACAUGGUAUUGCAUGUAUUUAGGACCUGUCAGGGGCUUUAAAUAAAUUUGAUCAUAUUUAUGUGUAAGCACAUUUUACUGUAAAUGUUUGGGUUUCUGAAUUUACAACAGAUCUGUUUCAGUAUGUAGUAAACAAUAUCUUAAAGUGUCCUAUUCACUACUUGUUAAUUAAAAAAAGUUAUGAUUAAUAUGAAAC
Neomonachus schauinslandi (Hawaiian monk seal) is the source of this 3884-nucleotide messenger RNA. It is a transcript of the gene CREBZF, whose product is annotated as CREB/ATF bZIP transcription factor. The coding region runs from base 283 to 1389 and encodes 368 amino acids. Lineage: Eukaryota; Metazoa; Chordata; Mammalia; Carnivora; Phocidae. The record is from RefSeq and is a predicted model, not a curated record. The transcript has 2 exons. Gene Ontology annotation, molecular function: DNA-binding transcription factor activity. Gene Ontology annotation, biological process: regulation of DNA-templated transcription.